AUGGAUUCCAAGACUUCAAAACACAAGAUUUUAGUUGUUCUUCCAAACACAAACGAUAGAGCCGAAGCAUUGAAAUUAGAUCCGUCAAAAUACGAGGUUCAUUUCAUACACGCUUCGGUCGAAGUCAAAGACACUGUCGUGGCGACAUUUGAGUAUGCUAAAUUUCUUGCUCAACCAGGCUUUCUGACUUUGUGUGUCGAUAGAGCUGUGAGAUAUGUUAAAGAAAACGCUAUUACUGCAGUGGUGUUUGGCCACGAUCUAUCUUCUAUCGUCGCUUCGGUUGUCUGCCAAAUUACAGGCUUACGUGGCCCCUCAUUAGUUUCGACGUUUCUGUGUUUACACAAGUAUUACUCGAGAAAAGCAUGCAGGGAUAAUCUGUGGGUGGACUACAUCACCCUUGAUGACCCUGUGGAAACAUGGCGGGACAAAUUGAAGUAUCCUUGCUUUCUCAAACCACCGUUUCUUACGCAAUCCAAAGGCAUGUCUGUGAUUCGAAACGAGCAAGAAUUAAUGGCAGCGAUUAUUAAAGUUCGCCCUUUGGUGACCCCUUUCUUUAAAGGCUAUUGUGAACUGUUUGAAAAAUACCUUGAUCUGAAGAAAUUCCCUCUGGCUGUUCAGAACAUCAUGAUUAUAGAGGAGUUGGUUGAAUCUCCUGAUCAGUUGGCUCUUGGUGGUUGGGUGGACGGUCAAGGAAAAUAUUUUGUAUUCGAGAGCUGGGACGCCGAACUAUCUCCCAAAAAACAGGAAACUCUUCUGGGUUAUGUAAUGCCAAUCUUUUCAAAAAGCAAAGAAACGGUACAGAAGAUGGUGGAAUUUGUGCAAGAGGUGGCAAAAAAGUUUGACCUUCGCAACACCUAUAUUUUCUUGGAAAUGUGGCAUUAUAAGGAAAAUUUCCUUGUAGUGGAAGUGAACUGUCGCUGUUCAAGUGUUUCAGCCGAAUGCAACAAGAGUGUGCAGGAUGUGAGUGUAUACGAGAUUGCCGUGCUCGUUGCAUGCGGUGACUUUGCCGCGUUGGAAACGAAACAGGCUCUACUUGUUUACAAGGAUGGUCAGCCGAUCACUGGACUGUUCAGAGUGUACACGUGUGGCGAAGGUAAGGCGGAUGAAUUUUUGGACUUUGAGUACGCCAGAAACGGUUGUACACAAGAUGGAGUUUUUAGUAUCACGGGACCUGGGGCAAUGCUGUUAGUUUCUGGGAACUCGUCAAUCAAACAACUAUCUGGCAACGGCUGGCAAUUGGCCUAUUAUUCUGUUGUCGAGAACAGUGUUACUGACUUAUUCGCGCGUGUUAAGCUCGUGGCCGAUAAAUUAUUGUUGAGGCAAAAUGAUCGUGAUUUGAUAAUCUAUUCAUUACCAGAAUGA
Messenger RNA from Paramuricea clavata, 1362 nucleotides. NCBI's taxonomy places the organism in Eukaryota, Metazoa, Cnidaria, Anthozoa, Malacalcyonacea, Plexauridae. The record is from the annotation of a GenBank genome assembly.